Molecule: messenger RNA, 3376 nt
Organism: Nymphalis io (European peacock)
Lineage: Eukaryota; Metazoa; Arthropoda; Insecta; Lepidoptera; Nymphalidae
Product: zinc finger protein 700-like
Exons: 13
Coding region: 283-2349 (688 amino acids)
Biological process (GO): regulation of transcription by RNA polymerase II
Cellular component (GO): nucleus
Molecular function (GO): DNA-binding transcription factor activity, RNA polymerase II-specific; RNA polymerase II transcription regulatory region sequence-specific DNA binding; zinc ion binding
Source: RefSeq, a predicted model, not a curated record
UAGACAUUCUUGUUGCAUUUAUUACUAAAAUAAAAAUGAAAGAUAGUUUAACUUAAGUUUUGGACAUUAAAUGUAUUUUUAAAUAUUUACAUUAUCGUUUUAAAUUUAUUAAAUGUCAAACAAUGUGUGGUAUAUAUGUUAUGUUUUAAAGAAAUAUUAUAGCUUAGAAGUUCUAAUGUUUUCUAACUCUAUCAUACAGUGUUCGUGUUUGAUACCGCGAAUUUGUAACUUAUUUGAAUUUCAUUUAUAAGUGAUUACCUAAUUAAUAAUUGUAAAUUAAUAAUGGAGGAUAUAAAAGUAUGCAGAAUAUGUCUUUUAAUGGAUGUAAAAAUGUAUAAUUUACAAUCCUACUCAUUGGAAACUUAUUACGAAGUUUUAGUAGGUAGUAAUACUGAAAUUGUAGAUCUGCCAAAAUAUAUAUGCUAUGAAUGUACUGCACAAUUAAAAAAGUUUUAUUUAUUUCGGGAGAGAUGUUUGCGAGGGCAAGCGACAUUAAUAGGCUUAUUGCACUCAUGUGAAAAGAUUACUAGUGUUGUUAUAAAGAACAUAGACAAAGAUGUAUUCCGUUUGUCUUCAAAUUUAGCAUUUAGCCAAGUAAAGUGCAUGAAUAUAACAUCUGAUCAAGAUAUAGUUAUAAAUAAUGAAAUUAAAACUGAACCAUUUGAAGUGGUUGAUGAUGGAGAUUAUUUUGAUGACAAAGAUAACAUUAAGAGGGAAAACAGCUGUGAUGAUCUAUCUUUACUAUCAAGUGUUGAUAAAGGAUUAUCAAGUGAUGAUGAUGAACCACUGUCUUUGCAUAAAGAGAAAAAAAAAGAAAUGAAAAGAAGAAAAAAACAUGACAUAGAAAAAGCAAUUAAAAUUGAUACGGACAAUGUGUCAGAAAAAUCAGAGUCAGAAACAACCAACCCUAGUAAAGUAUCUCAAGAUAGUGUUAUGAUUGAAGUCAAACCAAAGCGUGGGAGACCCAGGAAGACCGAACAAAAAACUUUCAAAAUAAGAACAACAGCAACCAAGCAACGCCGCACCAACAACACUGGAGGUGUUGUUGAAGAGGACUUUGAUCUGGAGAACUAUUGUGAUAUUAUUACAUUAACGGUAGAACAACAGAAGGAGGAGAUCAAACAGCGUCAGAGCUCUUCGAAUUAUCUGAACGCGAUAUUCCAGUGCAAGUUGUGCUUCAAGGGUUUCAUCGACGCGCAGGCGUGGAAGCACCACGUCAGCAAACAUGAGCCGAGUGCAGGCGACUUGGAGUGCCAGAUCUGCAAGUUCAGAUUCAAAACGAAGCGAAUACUCCAGAAGCACAGUUCGAAUCACGAGAAGAAAUAUGCAUGCAAGUCUUGUACGUACGUCUCUAAAUCUGGGACUCAAGCAAGACAACAUCAGAUGUGGCAUAAAGGUGUCACGUACAAAUGCCAACACUGCGAUGAAGUAUUGACUAAAUGGACGUCGUACUUGUCGCACGUGCGCAUGAAGCACCCGUCGGAGUUCAUCUGCGGGGUGUGCGGGUACUCCUUCGUCAGCAAGCUGGGCCUCGCCAUGCACAAGACCAUGAUGCACAAGGCCACUGUCGAAAAAGAAAAAACGAAGGAUGAAAAGGACGACAUGCCGUACUGCCCGCAGUGCGACGUGAAGUUCGUGUCGAUGGAGGCGUACAAGCGACAUAUGGUCACGUCGGUCAAGCACACGCAGAGCACUGACUUCAACUCGGGCUGUCGCGUGUGCGGCGAGUCGUUCCCGGACGCGGAGGCGCUGCGCGUGCACCACCGGCGGCAGCACGCGCGAGCGCGCCCGCGCAACUACGGCAAGGGCCGGCCCGCGCGCGCGCACUGGCCGGCGCGCUGCGACCACUGCUCGGAGGAGAUCCCGAACGCGCGCGAGUACUGGAACCACUUUCGACGCGUUCAUCCCGACAAGAACUAUCCCGUCCAAAAGGAUUACAUUUGUGACAUCUGCGGAAAAGGCUUUCGGGGUAAUGCAUUCCUUGUGUACCACAAGAGGACCCACUUCGAAGAGCGAGCGUUUAAGUGUCCCCAGUGCCCAAAGGCAUUCUUCAACCGGACAAACUUACAAAUGCACGAAAAGACGCAUUCGGAGCAUCGUCCGCACCCGUGCUCCAUGUGUUCGAAGGCUUUCAAGAUGAAAGGUGCAUUGGACAGGCAUUUCAGGAGCCACACGGGGGUGAAGCCAUACGCGUGCGAAGUGUGCGGGAAAGCGUUCGCGCAGUCCAACAGCCGCAAGCUGCACGUGCGCACCGUGCACCUCAAGCAGCCGUCGCCCUACGUCAGCCGCUCGCGACUCGAGCGCCGCCACAAGCCGCGCGACCAGCCCGCCGCGCAGUUCCUCUACUAGAGCACCACUCGCCUGCUCGCAAGGGACUCGGGGGAUUUUUGAGGAUUCACGAACUGAACUAUUUUGAACGAAGAUAAUACUCUGGGUGUAAUAGAAAAACUUAAUUAAAGUGAUUAUUUGAGACGCAUAAGCAACUCAACGAAUGAGAUAAAAGUUUUCUACUAGGAGAAUAAAUUGAUUUCGAUAAACCUUCCGAGAACUGCGGUUUAGGUUUCCGAUUAAAUUGCUCCGAUUCUUAAAUAAUAAUAAAAAAAAACGACAACAUUAAAAUAUAUUAUACAUAAUAGUACAUUACUAGUCAAUAGGUACAUAAUUAUAUUUUCCGAAAUGAAAUGUUACAAAUUAUAUACUUUUAUUUUAUAACAAAUAAAGAAAUCAUGCACAAAGAUGAAGGAAAACGCAAAAUGUAGAUAGCUAAUAAGUUCUAACAAUAAGAUUUUGAUGAUGAUGCUGUCCUGACGGAUGUCGGCACGGCGGCUCAUCUCAAGAGAGAUUAGCUAACUGGGCACACAUAUUGUACAGAGUGUGCGCAAACACAGGUGCACUCUCACACUCAUGAUACAAUAAGACGAUAAUCCGACAGUAUCAGUAGAAGUCAGGUGUGUCCUACACUACAAGGGAUGUCCAAUUACAUGUUUCCCAAAGUAUGGAAGUGUCACGGUAGUAUGCGCAAGCGAUCCCGUGACGUCCCCUGACAAGACGGAGUGGGAACCGCUGGUUUUUUAGUGGGUAUUCCGGCGCCUUCAGCGCCGGCGAGUCCCACAUACCCCCCCAUUUAUCCCCCAAGUAUUUCCCCCACCUCAUGUGGGGGAAACACAUAAACGUAUUUUUCCAGCGAGAAAAAAAAAGGUAUGGAAAUGUACACACUUCCAGACUCCGGGCAGCUACUGAGAAUUGUCGACGGAACAAUUCAAUAUCUUUUUAAUGGAUUCUUCUGUCCCGACCUGAGUGCUAUCAGUCUAGUGGCUAGAUACAAGACAGCAUCCCUGAUCCCGAGGUCCUGGAUAUAGUAAGAAUUUAUAUAUUG